Ochlerotatus camptorhynchus is the source of this 574-nucleotide messenger RNA. It is a transcript of the gene Cypl, whose product is annotated as peptidyl-prolyl cis-trans isomerase-like 1 Cypl. Gene Ontology annotation, biological process: protein peptidyl-prolyl isomerization; protein folding. Gene Ontology annotation, molecular function: peptidyl-prolyl cis-trans isomerase activity. Gene Ontology annotation, cellular component: catalytic step 2 spliceosome. NCBI's taxonomy places the organism in Eukaryota, Metazoa, Arthropoda, Insecta, Diptera, Culicidae. The record is from RefSeq and is a predicted model, not a curated record. The transcript is spliced from 2 exons. The coding region runs from base 34 to 564 and encodes 176 amino acids.
UUUUAGUGUUUAUUGCUGUUAAUAUUAAAAAUAAUGCUCGCAAUUCAACCCGGAACGGCGACUGCUGGAAUUCCCGACAAACUGUGGCAACCACACUUUGUCACAUUUGAAACAACGAUGGGAGAAAUUUCAAUUGAACUGUACUGGAAGCACGCGCCCAACACCUGCCGGAACUUUGCUGAACUGACGCGACGGGGUUACUACAAUGGAACCAUCUUUCACCGUGUCAUACGGGACUUUAUGAUCCAGGGCGGCGACCCAACGGGAACCGGACGCGGCGGACAAUCGAUCUACGGGCCCACGUUUGCCGAUGAGAUCAAUGCCGAUCUGAAGCACACCGGGGCCGGAGUGAUUUCGAUGGCGAAUUCUGGUCCGGAUACGAAUGGGUCGCAAUUUUUCAUUACCUUGGCACCGACGCAAUGGCUCGACGGAAAGCACACUAUUUUCGGUCGGAUUCACACGGGAAUGCAAGCGGUCAAGCGGAUGGGGCAGGUCGAAACCGACAAGAACGAUCGACCAUCGGAGCAGGUGAAGAUCGUCAAGGGGAAGGUGGAAAAGUAUUGAACGGAAUAAA